Ruditapes philippinarum (Manila clam) is the source of this 3647-nucleotide messenger RNA. RefSeq names its product hemicentin-1-like. Gene Ontology annotation, molecular function: cell adhesion molecule binding. The coding region runs from base 88 to 3579 and encodes 1163 amino acids. NCBI's taxonomy places the organism in Eukaryota, Metazoa, Mollusca, Bivalvia, Venerida, Veneridae. Gene Ontology annotation, cellular component: cell-cell junction. The transcript has 15 exons. The record is from RefSeq and is a predicted model, not a curated record. Gene Ontology annotation, biological process: cell-cell adhesion.
GCUCAGAAUAAAUUUAAUACAACGGUUCGACCGAUCACACAUAAAAGAAUCUUGCAAUUAUAAUUUGUCAGGAAAAGGGAUCUCACAAUGCACACCCAACGACGUUUUGUGCUGUUCAUAUUUACAAUCUCUAACACUGGUGUAUGGACGAACAUAAUUCAGCUGACCCCGGCUCAGCUAAAUGUCAUUGAAAAUUCCAGUUCUAUACUUACAUGUUCAAAAACAAAUGCAGUGCUUAUAGAGUCGCGUUGGGAAAACUCUCAGAUUACUGGAGUCGCAAACGUAUAUAACCUAAACAAUCGAUGUAUCACAACGAGGUUUCUGAAUGACAGUGACUUAUUUAGCGGUGUAUGUAGCAGUAAUGGAACUUAUGCUGUGAUUCUUAAAAGAAUAGACCGUAGUCAACAUGGCGCUGAAUGGAUAUGUUCGGAGACUUUUAAUCAAAGAAGUAAUAAAGUCGUAAUUCAAGUAUCAGUUCCUGCGACAAAUGUGAUAUUGAAUCAUACAAGUGACGGAUAUAUGAAGGAAAAUAUUACAGAAAAAAUCACAUGCAAAACUUCGGCAUCUCGACCGGCUCCAAGAAUACAAUGGUAUCUUCGUAAUAGUAAAAUCGAAGUUGUAGAUAAUCUGACACUUUUCUCUUCUACAACCUACGUUGGUGCAAAAUAUGAUCUUAUGGCUGCUGAGAGUAUACUGGAAUUUAGGCCAAAUAGAACUGUAAAUAAUCUACGUCUGUACUGUGAAGUGUGGACAGGAAUGAAUAAUGCUGAUAUAACAAGCAGAGAAGUCUUUUUAAAUAUUUCAUAUCCCCCGACACAAUAUCCUAUGAUACAUGACUUUGACAUUAGUAAAGCUUUGCGUGUCAUUGAGUCAGACACGGGUAUGUUUAUUUGUUCAGUGACCGGUGGAAACCCUCUUCCUUCGUUGGACUGGGACUGUUUCGGCAGUAAAGACACAACAUCAAGUACUCAAGAUAAGACUGUAACAAGCACAGUAAAAUGGAUGGCUGUACGGAAUUAUAGUGUAUGUUCUUGCAUGUCACAUCAAAUGAACAACUGGAGAAGAACAACUCCUAUCGAUAUUGAUGUACAAUAUCCUCCGAGCAAACCUUAUUUAAGGAUCAAACAAACAACAGUAUUUGGUAAUGUUAGUGUUAUUAAAAACAACACAUUACUUAUGGAAUGCAAUAGCAACAGUAAUCCUUUACCUAACUACACAUGGACUGGCCCAGGCAUGUCUAAGAAAGGUGAUACGUUAGUAAUUGUAAGCGUCCAAAAAAGUGAUCAGGGUUAUUAUGAAUGCAAGGCGUCGAAUAGAAUGACCAGAACGAAUAAUUCUUACAAAGACGGGAGACAUUCAUCAUCAGUCAAUCUAAUAAUACUGUAUCCUGCAAGCGAUCCAAAGUUUAGAUUCGAAAACUCUAGUGGACAGCUCAUUCAAUCAAAUAUAGUUUACGUAGUAAGAAAUGAUACGUUUUCCAUUUACUGCGAUGUCAAUGGAAAUCCUGACCCAAACAUCAUAUGGGAUGAUAACAAAAACAAUCCGAGUUUGAGUAUAUCUAACAUCCAAUUGGACAAAAAUAGUACAUGCAGAGCAACAAAUGUAAUGAAAGAAACUGCAAGUCAAAAUGAAAUAAAUUCGAAAUCGGAAGCAUCUCUUUCAAUUAUUGUCUUUUAUCCUCCAAGUCUUCCUACAAUACACGUCUCAAACUAUACUGGUGACAAUGUUCAAGUUCAAAACGAAAUUGUCAGUAUUAUUGAAUCAGAAACAAUCAAUGUGACAUGUUUUUCGAAAAGUAAACCAUUACCAACUUAUAAAUGGAUAAAUGAGCAAUCCUUUAAAACACAGUCUACAAACAUUUUGAAAUUUUUGAAUAUCAGUCGACACGAAAGUGGGACAUAUGUUUGCAACGUUGAAAAUAUUAUGGAGAGAUCAAUUGGCAGAAUUCAAGUAGGGAAAAGUAACUCAAAAAUAAUUUUAAACAUAUUAUAUCCAGCUAUUGUGAAUGCUAUAUAUGAUAUUAGUGUUGUUGAAGGAUCGUCCUUUGAAAUAUUAUGUCCGAUAGUAUAUGGAAAUCCUUCAAACUCUACAAUUGCAUGGUCCAGAUUUAAUGACAAAAAUCGAUGGAACAACAUACAGCUAUCUUUCAAGAACGUUUCAAGAGAAGACGAUGGAAACUACACCUGUAGUGUAAUAACUGAAAUGCAUCCUACAAUCGGUAGUUCUUCAGAAAUUGAAAGAAGAAAAUAUUUUCAUCUAAAUGUUUUCUUUCCAUCAGAAAUAAAGCAAUUUACGAUAUCCACGGUAGGCUCAGGUCGAACCUUUGUAGUAAACGAAAAUCAAAACCUACCGUUUGAAUGCUUUGCUGAAGCCAAUCCUACAUCAGAUUUAAAAAUAAUGUCACCAAUGGGUGAUUACAUUAUUGAAGUAUCACAGUCAAAUAUUGCUCGUCAUAUAUUACGUAAUGCAUCAUUUCAAGAUGCCGGAGAAUAUAUUUGUAGCGGAAGAAACAACUACACACGAGGCACACCAUCACAGAAAAAGCUUAUUCUAAUCGUUAAAAGUCGACCAAGACCAUCCUCUGGCGACACAAGUGCUAUGAAAGUGGCAACAGUUCUGAACGUUGAUGUAACACUACUAUUUAAAGCUUGGAAUUAUCUUGAUGAACCAAACAAAACAAUGUUCAGUUGGUUCAAGGAAAAUGUUUCCAUUCCUAAUAAUGACAAUAAAUACACGGUACAUUCAAAUGAUUUACAAACAAAUAUUACUAUAAGGAACACAACUCAACAAGAUUUAGGGUUUUAUAAAGUAAAUGUUGAAAAUUCAGCUGGAGUGUAUACUCACUAUUAUGAACUGAAAGCCACAGAUAAACCAGAGAGACCAAGGGACUUUCGUGUAAUAAACGACUCAGUUACAGAUACAUCGGUAACAUUAGCAUGGAGUCCUGGUUUUAAUGGAGGAUUUCAACAAACAUUUGUAAUAAUCUACAAAAUGAUGCAAGAACAUGUAUGGUUGAACAAAUCAAUAAAAGAUAACGGUGAUAUCUUUAUGAUUUAUACUUUAAAUGACCUUUCCAGUCUGCAAGUGUAUGCAAUUGAAAUGUUUGCAAAGAACAUGGAAGGAAAUUCAUUUCACACAGAACGUCUUCAUUUUAAAACUAAAGCAAGCCAUAAGAAGACGAAGGAAGCCAUGCAAUCUUCAAACACUGGGGCAUUUGUUGGUGUUGGUGUCGGUGCAUCUGUUAUUACACUCGCAGUUGUUGCUGUGUCCUUUUUCGGAUACAAACGAUUCAAGAAUAUAAAAUCUUCAAGUCAUGGAAGUCCCAAACCAGGUGUUACUGCCGGAAGCCAUGCCUCAUCAACAUACAUGGAUUUGGAAACAAGCAGGAGAGAUAUUAAUGAUUAUGAUGAUUUCAAUGUACAAUAUGAACAUUUGAACACUUCAAGCCGGGAGCCAAAUACAUACAUGGAGUUACACAAUACAACUGUCCCCAUUACUGAAACUUCCGACUACGCUACACGCACCAGCCAUUUUUCCACCUGUUCUAGGUCAGGUUCAGAUUCAGAAUUCUUCCCUUGAGCGCUACAUUCAACGAAGUCCACCUGCAUGGGUUUAAGAUCAGCAAAUGUAAAAUCUCUGUCCCUCUU